AUGGCGCCAGUGUUGCAGAGCUCUCAACCAUGGGUGGAAAAAUAUCGACCAAAGCAAGUUAAGGACGUGGCUCACCAAGACGAAGUCGUUAGAGUCCUCACGAACACCCUCGAGACCACCAAUUGUCCACACAUGUUAUUUUAUGGGCCUCCGGGUACUGGUAAAACAACUACUGCUCUGGCCAUUGCUCAUCAGCUGUUCGGACCUGAAUUGUACAAGUCUAGAGUGUUGGAGCUGAAUGCUAGUGAUGAUCGUGGGAUCAAUGUUGUUCGCACAAAAAUUAAAAACUUCGCUGCCGUGGCUGUAGGUUCUGGUCGCCAGGGUGGUUAUCCUUGCCCACCUUAUAAGAUCAUAAUUCUUGAUGAGGCUGACUCAAUGACAGAAGAUGCACAGAAUGCCUUGCGACGCACUAUGGAAACAUAUUCAAAAGUUACAAGGUUCUUCUUCAUUUGUAAUUACAUCAGCAGGAUAAUAGAGCCACUUGCCUCUAGAUGUGCAAAGUUCAGAUUCAAGCCACUUACAGAAGAAAUCAUGAGCACCCGCAUACUAUAUAUUUGCGAAGAGGAAGGUCUUCAUUUGGAUUCUGAGGCUCUUGCUACUUUAAGUUCUAUUUCACAAGGUGAUCUGCGUCGAGCAAUAACAUACCUACAAAGUGCUGCUCGCUUAUUUGGAUCUUCAAUUUCAUCCAAGGACUUAAUUAGUGUGUCUGGUGGCAGACAUCACGCGAUGCUGAUUAAGGCAGACGAGCGGUGCACGUUGAGGCGGCGGGCGACGGUUGAAGCUGUAUCAGUUUGGAGUGAGAGAGACGGUGGUGAGCAAAGAGAGACCGCCGGAAGGUGGGCGAUGACGUGGAAAGGAGAUCAGAUAAGUGAUUUUAGUGGAGGUUGA
This is a messenger RNA of Fraxinus pennsylvanica, 888 nucleotides long. NCBI's taxonomy places the organism in Eukaryota, Viridiplantae, Streptophyta, Magnoliopsida, Lamiales, Oleaceae. The record is from the annotation of a GenBank genome assembly.